Homalodisca vitripennis (glassy-winged sharpshooter) is the source of this 2340-nucleotide messenger RNA. RefSeq lists its product as uncharacterized. The record is from RefSeq and is a predicted model, not a curated record. Bases 289 to 1242 code for a protein of 317 amino acids. NCBI's taxonomy places the organism in Eukaryota, Metazoa, Arthropoda, Insecta, Hemiptera, Cicadellidae. The transcript has 7 exons.
CGCUCGCGCGCUCCUUGCCUCUGGUCAGCGUCAGCAGUAAAGUGUAGGCAUCGGCGCGAGUGUGGUGCGGCUUGUGAUACGUUUCGGCGAUAGUGGAUAACGAUUGUUGGUUAUUUUCACAGCUUUAAUUAACUUUAAUACAAAACCAACAGACACAGCAUAAGGUACCGUAACUAAAUUCUGAAAUACAAUGGUACUCUCAUUGUGUACUGAGUUGAAGUGUCAGUGACAGUGUAUAUAAACAUUGAUCUUGCUCUUUGGAUCCCAUAUUUACACGGUUACCAAGCCAUGGUUGGAAAAUUCUAUCACGUCUUCCUAAUUACAGGGUGUCUGGUAACAGGUCUGAAGGAUGUACGAGUAGUGGUGCCUAAAGCGGCUCGUAAAGGAGACUCUGUAGUACUGCGCUGCAACUACGACCUGGAGGGUGACCCUCUAUACGCCGUCAAAUGGUACAAGGGCCGGGCAGAGUUCUACCGCUACUCGCCUAAAGAGAACCCGCCCAUGAAAGUUUUCCCAAUCCCUGGACUGUCUGAACUUCACGUUGAUAAGUCCAGAUCCAACGAGACCCAGCUCUUCCUGACUUCUGUCACCACUUCAUUGACAGGCCAGUACAACUGCGAGGUCUCUGCUGAUGCUCCUUCCUUUCAUACCGCCAUUGUCGCUGCCAACAUGGACGUUGUUGAAGUCCCUUCAUUUCCACCAACGCUGACGGGGAUCAAGUCUCGGUACCGGCUUAAGGAUGUCAUGCGAGCCAACUGUACAGCCGCACCCUCCAAGCCCGCCGUCAACCUAACGUGGGGCCUUAAUGGCGAGAAUGUGAAUCCGAAACUAGUGAAGCAGUACCGCCAAGUUCCCGAGAAGCACCCUGAUCUCCAGCAGUCCAUGAGCAUCCUAGAGGUACCGCUGAGAACGCAUCACUUCAGGGCAGGAGGCAGGCUCAAGGUUCGGUGUACAGCCAGUCUCUAUGAUCUGUACUGGCAGACUACAGAAAAGAGCGUGGAACAAGAAGGUCGCUCCAGUGAACCGUCUGAUAACGAGAUAUCCACUUAUAAUGACGCCAAGUGGGAUGACGAUGAUUACGAUGAAGACUACGAUACUACUAGUAAUGUCGUCGUUGGUGCAUUUCCAACACAUACGUCCAACGAGUCAUCCUCUAGCUCCAACCCCUUCUUAAGUUCUCUAACAGUAGUGAGUUCAGCAGCCCUUCUGUCCAGCUUACCGUUUCGCUUCGCUGCGCUGUGAACUCGUCAAUCUUCCACUUAUAGCUAUAUGCUGUAGUAUUACUAUUUACUUUUAAAUACGAUCACAAAGCAAAAUGGUUGUUUAAGUGCAUUAUCAUCGAUAUAUUUUUGUGAUCAACUAAGUAGGCAGACCUAAUUUUAAUAAGUAUUAGCUAGGUUUUGUUACAAUGUAAAAAGAUAAUCUAAAUAAAUACCUGAGAAUCGAUAGGAUUUUCCUCAUAAAAAUAUAAUAUUUUGGAUACAAGUAAACAUUUUUGUAUGGACUAUUGAGCAUAAUCAUGUCUAGUAUAUCAUGAGUACAGUAUUUAUUGCCACAAUUUCAUGGAAGUGUUGUGAAUAGGGUAGAAUUCAUUUGUACAUGAAUACUUGGUCAAUAAAAACACAAAUGAAGGCAAUUAUGGCGUCAGACCAUUAAUACUAAAAUAAUUUUUUCUAACAUUUGGUAAAAAUGCAUGUAUAUCAGUUAUGAACCCAAAGGACAUAACAUAAAUGGUAAUAACUUUCCUAAAGAUUUUUUACGCCCUUUUUUUAUACCUAAUGAUUUUUAAGGUAUUAAGUAUAUGUAAAACCCAUAAAAAUAAAUUUGGAUUAUUUCAGCUAUCAUAAAAUAUACCUACCUGUUCCGAUUGAGCCGGAAAGUCUGUUAUAACUAUUAACAUUUGAACCAAACUAGUCUUCCUAUGUUUACUACAUACAUAUCUCAUAUAAAAAACUGUUUAAGUUAAACAUAGUUACACAUUUUUAGUAAUGUUUUAACAAUAGUGUUAGAGUUACUCUUAUCCAAUAUAUUAUCCUCAGCUUUUAAUUUAAAACAACUAAUAUAAUAUUAAAUUAGUUUCCAACUAUGAUUUUAAUAUACAGUAAGUUUGGCGUGUGUUGAAUGUAUAUAUGUACAAGCGUUAAAAUAGCUUAAGGCAAAGUUGUAUUUUGUAAUCUACUUAAACACUAAAUGUGAUACCGAUGCUUUGCCGCAUCAUGUGAACAGUUUAUUUACAUGAAACAGAUUAUAAAAAGACAAAAUAUUGAUUUCAGCCUUUAGAACAUGAGUGUUUAGAUUAAAUUUGUAAAAUGUAAAUAAACGAGAAAUGCUACCUGUUUA